GGAUGAGGUCCGGAAUGCAGGUGAGGCGCCGGCAGCUGGGGUGCCCAACAGAAAAGAGCAAAGAGUUUUAUUCUAAUCGAGAAGGUCAUCCGGUGUUUAUGGAAGAUGAGGUGAUACCUACAGGUGGCAGGGAAAGGCAGAGUUGCUUCCAGUUUCUUUCCUUCUUUUCCAUAUGGGAAGGGCAGCCCAACCCCCUUUAAGAGGAUCUGGAAACCUCACACCGGGCUGAAGUGUUCAUGGCCCAAAUAGCAGGCCUCCUGGAGCAGCGAAAGCCUUUACAGCCCCUCUGAGCCACUCGAGAGGAGGGCAGAGCCAGCAGACUUCAAAAGGAGGAAACACUGAAUCCUGGCAACCCUCCAGAACGAAAUCUAAGAGAAGCUGGCUCAAGACCACCUGGGAAAGGAUUUACAAAUUCAACUUAUGCCAGACCAACUUCUUUCUCUUUUCUAGCAACCUACCAGGGCUGUAGAUUGGGGCAUGUGAUAGCCACUGUUUUUCAGCUCUGGGUUGUGGCUCAUUACUGUAAUGCUAUCAGUGUAGUGAGUUGCACCAGCUUUUUUUUUUUUUCUUCUUUUUUUAAACAAGAAAGGAAGAGAAAGCAUCAGAGGAGUGCAUUGGAUGUGCAAAGGUGGAAAUGUCUUCCCAGAGGUUAAUUUCUAACAGAACAUCCCAGCAAUCUACAUCUAAUUCUGAUUACACCUGGGAAUAUGAGUAUUAUGAGAUUGGACCUGUUUCCUUUGAAGGACUGAAGGCUCACAAAUAUUCCAUUGUAAUUGGAUUUUGGGUUGGUCUCGCGGUCUUCGUGAUUUUCAUGUUUUUUGUGCUGACCUUGCUGACCAAGACAGGAGCUCCACACCAAGACAAUGCAGAGUCUUCAGAGAAGAGAUUCCGAAUGAACAGCUUUGUGUCAGAUUUUGGAAGACCACUGGAGCCAGACAAGGUGUUUUCUCGACAGGGCAAUGAGGAAUCCAGGUCCCUCUUUCAUUGUUACAUUAAUGAAGUGGACCAGUUGGACAAGGCCAAAGCUUGUUUCCAGACCACGGCCCUCGAUAGUAAUGUUCAGCUCCAAGAAGCCAUCAGACGCAGUGGGCAGCCGGAGGAGGAGCUCAACAGGCUCAUGAAAUUUGACAUUCCCAACUUUGUCAACACAGACCAGAACUCCUCCUUUGGGGAAGACGAUCUCCUGAUAUCGGAACCACCUAUUGUUCUAGAAAAUAAGCCAGUUGCCCAGACCCCACACAAAGACUUGGAUUGAGAAGCAUGUUUUGUAAAGUGUAUACCUGAAGAGGCUGGUCUGUCUUUGUGUAGUACAAAAUCUCCAUUCACCAAAAUUGUGUGCGUUUGUGUAUGAGAGACAGAGACAGAGAGACCAAAAGGCAAAAUGACAGAGAAGAGAGCCCCCUGGGAAGAGAGCUGAUUCAGCUGUUUUUAUGCCCUCAAAACACAUAUGGGGCUUUUGGGAGGGGGAGAACCAAGUAGUUACACUGUCUCAUCUUCCUUGUUGUUGAAGAACUCGGCCGCAUACUCGGCAUCAUCACUCUUGAAUGGGGUUGACAUAUGGCCUUCCCGUCUGCCACUGCUAUGCUCUUAAUUAGUGAGUUGCUUUUUCUCUCUGGGCUGCCGUCUUUUUUACUGUAAGGAGAGGAGUAUGGAGUAGAUGAUUCGUCCCAACUCGAAUAAUUUGCCGAUUUAUGACUGUGUUUGGAUGAGGCUGGGAUAUACCCAAAGGAGUAUAAACUAGGGCACCGUAUCCUAGCUCUUGCUAUAAGAUCCUCCAGUUGACUUUCCAUUCAACCCUUAACUGAACCCAGCUUUUGUCAGGGGUUCCGGUGUCUAUCAGGAUGUCAGGAGACUCAUCUCUCAUGGUUUCUGUGGCCAACAUUUCUAUUGGUUGGGCUGAAAUGGCUCUUCUGAGACCCUUCAGCCACCCAUGCUCAAAGCUGAGGACAGCCCUGCCCCUCCUCUCCUGGGAUGAGUACCAAUCCACAAUACAUUAUGUGACAGUCUUGUUCCCAGAAACAUAUGGAAGGUCAUCAGCCGCGUGAGGAGAGGUGCCUUCUGUGUCUCUCUGUUGGUAUAACUGUGUCUGGUCACACUGCUAUAGUAUUGGCUAGUGAACAAGAAAAGCACUAUUUGCCAUGCUUUCUGUUCACUUGGCAGAUGUGUAGGUGAUGGUGCUGUGGCUUAUGUGUGGGCUUUGAGCUGGGAUGUUGAAUGAGUUAGAAUUACUCCAUAUGCAAAUAUUCAGAGUGGCCUGGCACAACCCAGAGCUGAUUCAUGAAUCAAAACUGCAUGUUGUUUUGGAAACAACUUGGUUUUGCAGUCAUGUGGCAUGCAUGGCCAGCUGCUAAUCUCUGGUUGGCGUUUUCAUUAUGGAUUUCAUUAUGUCUUGCUUAAGCUGAAAAAUAAAUGCAUUUAUUGCACCAGAA
Molecule: messenger RNA, 2429 nt
Organism: Phacochoerus africanus (Common warthog)
Lineage: Eukaryota; Metazoa; Chordata; Mammalia; Artiodactyla; Suidae
Gene: MRAP2
Product: melanocortin 2 receptor accessory protein 2
Exons: 4
Coding region: 635-1255 (206 amino acids)
Biological process (GO): protein localization to plasma membrane; regulation of adenylate cyclase-activating G protein-coupled receptor signaling pathway
Cellular component (GO): endoplasmic reticulum; plasma membrane
Molecular function (GO): corticotropin hormone receptor binding; type 3 melanocortin receptor binding; type 1 melanocortin receptor binding
Source: RefSeq, a predicted model, not a curated record